This is a messenger RNA of Melitaea cinxia (Glanville fritillary), 2409 nucleotides long. It is a transcript of the gene eRF3, whose product is annotated as eukaryotic peptide chain release factor GTP-binding subunit ERF3A. The record is from RefSeq and is a predicted model, not a curated record. The coding region runs from base 116 to 1924 and encodes 602 amino acids. Gene Ontology annotation, molecular function: translation release factor activity; GTPase activity; GTP binding. Lineage: Eukaryota; Metazoa; Arthropoda; Insecta; Lepidoptera; Nymphalidae. Gene Ontology annotation, biological process: translation. Gene Ontology annotation, cellular component: translation release factor complex. The transcript is spliced from 12 exons.
UUCCGGUGUAAGAUAAAGACACACGCGGAUCUAUCGAGAAAAGAACGCGAAUAAUUAUAAUAUUAUCUGGAAUAGAGAGACGUAUUUAUUAAUUUUACAUAGCCUCUUUUUAAAAAUGUCCAAUAACGGUGCUCCGGACUCUUGGGAAAGCCAAGCUGAUGUUAUCGGUGAACAAGGUGCAAAAGAUGAUGUGUCUACAAAAUUUUCCACGUUGAAUGUAAAUGCCGUGGAAUUCGUGCCUUCUUUUUGUAAGCCUUCCCAAGAUAAUGACAAUAGCGACUCUCCUACUUCUCCUCAAAAGUCUGAAAGUGGAUCUACAAAUUCCGCUGCCAGUCCAGUCUUAAACGGAUGCGGCGAUGGAGGGGAAAGUGGCGAUGGAAGAGCGGCGUCCGCAUCGCCGCGGGUGGAGGAACCGCCUCCUGUACCACCAGCUGUGGCACCGGUAACAGCCCCUCUGCCCGUCCCGCCCGACGUGUCCCCCACAGCUGACAGCUGGGAAGCUGAAGCUGAUGAUGCAUUACUCACACCUGAAGAUACUAAUGAAGUAGAGGAAGAAGAAUUAGAACAACAGGAAGAUGGAGAAACUGCAAAGAAAAUUCCUAAAAAGAAACCUGUCAGAGUUGAAGAUACUCGUAGCAAGAAAGAACAUGUCAAUGUAGUAUUUAUCGGACAUGUUGAUGCUGGAAAAUCUACUAUUGGUGGUCAAAUAAUGUCACUAACGGGUAUGGUGGAUAAAAGAACAUUGGACAAAUAUGAAAGAGAAGCUAGAGAAAAGUCAAGAGAGUCAUGGUACUUAUCAUGGGCUCUUGACACUAAUCAAGAAGAACGAGACAAAGGAAAGACUGUAGAAGUUGGUAGAGCAUAUUUUGAGACUGAAAAAAAGCAUUUCACAAUUCUGGAUGCACCAGGUCACAAGAGCUUUGUACCCAACAUGAUUGGUGGUGCAGCGCAGGCUGAUCUAGCAGUGCUCGUAAUAUCAGCGAGAAAAGGUGAAUUUGAAACUGGUUUCGAUAGAGGAGGACAGACACGGGAGCACGCUAUGUUGGCUAAAACGGCUGGAGUUAAACAUUUAGUAGCCCUUGUCAAUAAAAUGGAUGAUCCUACUGUCAACUGGGAUGAAAAGAGAUACAAUGAAUGUCGGGACAAAAUCCUGCCAUACCUCAAGAAAUUGGGCUUUAACCCAGCUAAGGAUUUGUCUUUUCUACCUGUGUCUGGACAAACUGGUCAAGGCUUAUUGGAGAGAGUGUCGGAAGAUAUUUGUUCGUGGUACCAAGGUCCAUCGUUUAUCCAACUUAUUGAUGAGUUACCAUCGCUCAACCGCAAGAUGGAUGGACCUUUCAUUAUGCCUGUCGUUGACAAAUAUAAGGAUAUGGGCACAGUGCUCAUGGGAAAAGUUGAGGCAGGCACUACUCGCAAAGGCGCUACUUUAUUCCUUAUGCCAAAUAGGGUUCAAGUGACAGUUGAUCAGUUAUGGUCCGAUGACAUUGAAGUGACUUCCAUUGGCCCUGGAGAAAAUGUGAAAGUGAAACUCAAAGGCAUUGAAGAAGAAGAUGUAUCCCCUGGAUUUGUUCUCUGCGAUACUGCUGAACCUAUCACUACUGGGAGAGUAUUUGAUGCCCAAGUUGUCAUUUUGGAGCACAAAUCUAUCAUUUGUGCGGGGUACUCUGCUGUCAUGCACAUACACUGUGCAGCUGAAGAAGUUACUGUUAAGGCCCUUAUCUGCUUGGUAGAUAAGAAGACUGGAGAAAAAUCUAAAACACGGCCAAGAUUCGUAAAACAGGACCAAGUUGCUAUCAUGAGGAUAGAGUGCGCGGGAAUCAUUUGCUUAGAACCAUUCAAGAAAUUCGCUCAAAUGGGCAGAUUCACAUUAAGAGAUGAAAAUAAAACUAUCGCAAUCGGCAAAGUUCUAAAAGUGGUUGAAUAAAUACGGCACUACAAUUCGUAAUUUAGUUAGGAUAGGCCUUUCUAAAACCUGUAUCAUCAAGAAUGCAUGUAUUAUGGAAUUCUGACUGGUGGGAUCUAUGUGAGAGCUCGAGUGGAAGGCUUCAAUUUGCUGUUUUGAAUUAUAGAAAUGCUAGUCCUCACGGAACUUAAUUAUUGUUUCUCGGCCACUGCCAUUGAGCAAAGUACAUUUGUAUGGCAUAACACUCGCUCUAAAGACAUUAAAUGCUUUUUAUUUUAAUUUGAAAUUUUAAACCCAACUUUCGCUAACAACUUUGAAUAGAUGUCACUAGUAAAUUAUUAAAACUUUUUUUAAGUAGCUCCUAAACUAUUUUUUUAUUACAGAGCUCACGAUUUUGUUCUGUUACAUUGUAAUGUUCGAAAUAAAAUAUAUAAAAUAUUGUGGUUAGUAUGGUUAAUUUUGUGUAAACUUUGUAAUAAAUAGUUAAUUUUGAAUAACGAGAAAAA